Molecule: messenger RNA, 1246 nt
Organism: Coccinella septempunctata (seven-spotted ladybird)
Lineage: Eukaryota; Metazoa; Arthropoda; Insecta; Coleoptera; Coccinellidae
Exons: 2
Coding region: 269-760 (163 amino acids)
Source: RefSeq, a predicted model, not a curated record
AAUGAAUGGAUCCAACUAGUAUUUUUCCAAAUGUGAAUUAGAUCAGCGAUCGAUCCAAAACGAAUCCAGUUCAUAUUUUGUGUGUUCCGAAUUUUCCCCAUCGAUCAUUACAAGCGAUACAGCUAUCAGGUCAACCGAAACAAUUCAACUGUCUCCUAGACAUACGUGAUCGAAAUUUUGAUCGAUUUUGAUCCGAGUUUAUAUCAUGCACAAACGGCAGACUUAUCGACCAGUAGACGUUUGGUGUCUGUGCGGGCGUAGAUAGAAGAUGGGGAAAAUGAAGUUUUGCGCCUUGUUCGUUAUCGUUUUUUGCUUUUGUUGUACCUCAGCUGCUCCGAGCGAAACGGUAGUGAAAAAUGAAGAAGAAAACGUUGAAAUUGGUAGAGAAUUGAUCGAACAAGGUCGCACCUUCGUGCAUCACGCAGUGAAGAGGUUCAUGAUCAUUCUGCCGGCGAUCUUCUUCAAGUUGGGCAUAGCCUUCACGCUCCUCCUGAUCGUCACCCUUGUGGCCGUGAACAACGGUUUCAUCGGCUUCCUCCUGCUGGUCGUCGGCAUGAGCAGCGUGCUGGCCCGUCUUCAGGAAGCCAGGAGACCCCCUCCGGUGGUACCUUAUAUCCAGUCGAUACCGACCGCUUACCACCAUCACGGAUGGGACAGAUCGGACAACCAGGAUGGUCAGCAGGCCUCGAAGGGGGUUUACGACCAACAAUAUGCGCCCAGCGUCGGGUAUUACACCAGAUAUGUGGCGAACGCCUCGUAAAAAUUUAGCUAUACCGAUACUACCACAAAUUUUGACGAAAUUGUCAGUGUAAGUCGCUAGUUUGUAUCAUUACAUAGUUUCCAGAUUGCAAAUAUGCCAAUGACAAUCUUUUCCAGAAAGAAAUACUUGUUUGUAAGCAAUCUGAAGAAAACUAGAUUUGAAGAAGCUAGGCGUUACGUUCAAGCACACAAUAUUAACCUUAUUUGAAGCAUAUAUUUCAUUUUUUCUUGAAGGCUCGUAAAUACAUGUGUUCAAAUGAAGAUUCAUCCUGCGGAAAACCAAAGAUUAAGAUACAGAAUACUCGUAUAACUAUGAUUUAUAAGGAUCAAAUCUCUUGACUAUUGGAAUUGUUAGUCAUUCGAUAUGAUUUUUACACGAGUGUAACGAUUUCAAUGUGUCCAUUUAGAAAUGUUUACUUAUGUCACUUAUUUUCACUUGAAAUUAACUUAUUUCUCAUCCUCUUAUUUAUUUAUUUAUUUAUUGUCA